UACCAUUUGUAAAUUAAAAAGGAGAAUCACUCGUCCUUGAGCAAAUCCAAAAUAAGAAAAUACAUGUCUAGAACUCGAAGAUUUUCGAACUAACGUGGGCUCAAGAACGCCAAGAAUUACUCAUAAUUGUAAUUCAAAGUCCGAGAAUCACUCGUAAUUGUACUCCAAACUCCAAGUGGCGUUGAAUUUGUUUAUAUCCUUGUUGACAAAGGAAUCUUAACUGCCUUUUGAAGCUCCACAUUCCUCCUUCCCCACUCAAUUCCACCAAUUCUCAACAAACCCCUUUCUCCAUCAGUCAGUUUUCUUCUUAAUUUUCUUCGAGCAAUCUUGCAUAAUUUGGCGGUCACAAUGGAGCAGGAGAAGACGAUUUCGACCGAGUUGCAACUCAACGAAUUAAAAAAACAAAGCUUCCGGCGGACACUCGACCAACUUCACGAUCGCGCUUCUUCAAUUCUCUCACUUACUCUUCAAUGGAAACACAUCGAGGAUCAAUUUGAUUCCACUCACAACUCUAUUGACGUGCGCGUUGAAGAGCUCCAUUCAAUCCAUAAAGCAAUCGAGCAAAAAUUAGACGAAGUGAAGAAAAGAGAGAAAGAUUUGGAAUUAGUUCAAGAAGCAGUGAAACUUAGGUUUAGCGAGGUUGAGGAAAGGGAAAAGGAGUUUGCGUUGAUUCAAAAGAAAGAGCUUCACGACAGGAAGAGAGAGAUUGAGUGGAUUGAAAAAUCAGGAAAAGAACUUGAUUCUGUUAGAGUGGAAAUAGAAGACAAAUUGAGAGCUGUUGAUGAGGUAGACAAUAGGCUUACGCUGUUCAAUCAUUGUAUUGAAGAGAAAGCUGAUCAAGUUAGAUUGUCAGUGAGUAAAUUGAAGUUGAAAGAGAAAGAGCUUGCAUUCAAGGAUGAGAAUCUUAAAGAGAAAGAAAAGAAACUUGAAGAACACUGUAAGGUAUUUAGGUUAAAAGAUGAGGAAAUUCAUAAGAAAUUCAAGGAGGUUGAACUUAAGGAGAAGCAGCUUGAACAAAGGUAUAGAGAAUUUGAAGAACUGAAAGAGAAACAGAAACCAUCUAAUAAUAAUACUUGUGUCAAGAUUGAGCCACAAAUUACUACUCCAAGUGAUGCUAGUCUUUAUUUUACUGUGAAUAUGGAUGGAAAAGCAUUGCAGAUCUUUUUAAAUGAGCGUGAAUAUAGUGAUUCAAUUAGGGAUGAAGUAUUUAUUGCUUUAGGAUUCUCGUCAGAUCCUGCAAAGUUUGUUUUGGAUGCAAUGCAGGGGUUUUAUCCUCCCCAUUUGAGAAAGGGAGAUAUGGAGUUCAAAGCAGAGGUUGUUAGGAGGAGUUGCAUUCUUUUGUUAGAACAAUUGAUGAAAAUAUCACCAGAAAUUAGUCCUCUUGUGAGAAAUGAAGCAAUUAAACUUUCUUUCAGUUGGAUGACAAAAAUGAAGAUAGAUGCUGAGCAUCCUCUUGAGGUCUUGGGAUUUUUGCAGCUGUUAGCUUCUUAUGGGUUGGCCUCUACUUUUGAUGCUGAUGAACUCUUAACUCAAUUGGAGGUUGUUGUACAACAUAGCCUUGCUCCUGGAUUAUUCCAUGCCCUGGGUUUUGCAGAUAAGAUAUCUGGUAUUAUUCAAAAUCUUAUUAAAAAGAAGCAGCACAUUGAAGCCAUUAGAGUUAUUUAUGGGUUCGAGCUGGUCAAUGAGUACCCACCUGUACCUUUGUUGAAAGAUUACUUGCAUUGCUCAAAGAAUGCUGCCAAAAGAAUGAGAAAGGCAGACAACUCAAUUAAAGGACAGAUUGAGGCCACAAACAAAAGAGUAGCAGAUCUGAAGUGUGCAUUAAGCUGCAUUCAAGACUACAAGAUUGAAUAUGGUCCCUCACUUGGGGACCUUAAGAAGCUGAUAGUUAAUUUGGAGAAAGAGAACUCAACUAGGAAAUCAAAGUUGGCAGUCAAUGAAUUUAAUAAGUGUCACAGUUUAAGAAGAAAAGAAUGUAAGUCUAGAAAACGAAAGCCAGUUACAAAUAAGAAGAGAAAUUUGGCCCUUCCAGUUGCUGCCCCUGUCCUCGCCCUCAAAUCUGCGUCCACCACAAGCAGUAAUCAUACCUGCAUUCCAACAACUGCCUCAACUUCUGUGCCUGCCACAAAGAUUCAUUCUCAACAAUUGAGUGGAAUUAAACGUCCUUGGACAGAUGGGUCAGACGAAGAUGGUCUAAAUGCUUCCCCUGGUGAUGAUCAAGCAACCUGCGUUGAUCCUUUACAUGUAAAGUUGGUGCAUUCUUCGCCUGGAGAUUUGGCAUUGGAAAGCGAAAAUAAGCAUCCUAGGCUUCAUAUUUCACCAGAGGAUACGGAAACGUAUCCGAAACCAUUUGUCAUUGCCACAUCUGCAGGUCACACAACGCAACCCCUUCAACAGCAUCCUCCAGGUUCCUUUAUGAAUCGAGGAGUUCCUUGCGUGCAUGGACCACCCAAACACUAUAAUUUGGCAGGCUACCCUCCUCAAAACAUUCAGUUAGAGACGAUUUCCUCUAAGUUGAAACUCAGCGAGUUAAGUAGACAAAACUUUCGCCAAACAAUCAAUCAGCUUCAUGAUCGCGCUUCUUCUAUUCUCUUGCUCACUGUUCAAUAUAAGGAAAUAGAGGGUCACUUUAAUUCUACUCAGAGUAGCAUCGAAGAACGUGCCAAAGAGCUCCGUUCAAUCGACGAGUCAGUUGGACAAAAUUUGGAAGAAGUUAAAAAGAGAGAGGAAAAUUUGGAGUUAGUUAAAGAAUCUGUAAAUGUUACAUUUAGAGAGAUUGAGGAGAGAGAAAAGGAGCUGGAGUUGAUUCAAAAGAAAGAGAUUCAAGAAAGGAAGAGAGAGAUUGAUUGGAUUGAGAAGAAAGGUGAGGAGGUUAGUGAAAGAUUGAAAGAGAUUGAUGCAAAAGAGAAACUAUGCCAACGGAUUUUAAAUGAAUUGGAAGAGAAAGAGAAGCGAAUCGAAUUAGAGGAAAGGAAGUUAAUGGAAAGAAUCAAAGAAUUUGAUGAAAAUAAAUUAAAAGAAAAACGGUCUGUUGAUAAUCAGUUCGCUCGUGCAGAUCGUAGAAUCAGUCAUGAGGAAUGGAGUGUUAUGGCUCUGGGACUCUCAUCAGACCCUGCAAAGCUUGUUUUAGAUGCAAUGCAAGGGUUUUAUCCUCCCCGUUUUAAAAACGGAGAUUUGGAGUUUGAAGAGGUGGUUGUUAGAAGGAGUUGCCUUUUCUUAUUAGAGAUAUUGAUGGAAACAAGGCCUGAAAUUUUGCCUGAUGUGAAAACCGAAGCAAUGAGACUUUCUUUAGAUUGGAUGAGACAAAUGAAAAGAGAUUCCAAACAUUCUCUAGAGGUCUUGGGAUGUUUGCAGCUUUUGGCUUCUUAUAAGUUGGCCACUGUUUUUGAUACUGAUAAGCUCUUAACUUAUUUGGAGAUUGUUGCACAUCAUAACCAGGCUCCUGAAUUGUUGCGCGCCCUGGACUUGACAGAUAAGAUAUCUAGUUUUUUGAAAAAUCUAAUCACGAAGAACAAGUACACUGAGGCCAUUAGAUUCAUUUAUGCCUUUGAGCUGGUUAAUGAGUUUCCACCUGUACCUUUAUUGAAAGAAUUUGUGAAGGAUAUCCCAACUGCUAUUCAUAAAAGUAGAAUGAGAGACAAAUCAGUUGAAGAACGGAUUGAGGCCACCAGAAAAUUAAUAGAUAAUGUGGCUGCACUUAGAUGUAUUGAAGAUUACAGUAUUGAAUCUGAACAGUCAACUAAGUGCCUUAAGCAACACUUACGAUGUCUAGAAGAUGCAAAUAAAAAUAGGAAGGCAACUUUGCCAGCCCCUAGAUGCAAGUCUCAACCACCAUGUCAAGAGAAGAAAAGUUUUACCUCCAACUCCAAGGCGGCUGCUUCUGCUGCUGCUGUCUGUGGUCUAGCGCUCAAAUCUAAGUUCAUUGGAAACGCUGCUUUUAUCUCUCCAACAACAAUUUCCCUUGCCCCCUUCCUAUCACAAAAGCAGAGACAAAAGAAGCGUCCUUGGUCUGCUGUCUCAGCAGAAGUAAUCAAAAUGCUUUUGUUAGUUCUGCUUCUGUGGUUAACUUACAUCAAAAUCCCUCCCAGCAGCCAUACAUUAUUAGCAAAGUUGAACUCAGUAUUGGUUCUAAUUUUUGGUAUUUACUUGACUUGCUACAUUGGUCCUUCAUUUGCAAAGGAGGGAAAUAUUAGGCUAUUGUUUUUCCUUGUGGCUCUUCUGGGUGUAGUAUGUGGAACUGACAAUUCAAUGUUGUUAAUAGAAUUUAUUCAAGGGCUUAUUGGAAUAUGCUUGCAGAUUGGUUGCAUAGCCAAUGAGAGAGAUGGAUUGAGAGCAGGAAUCAAUUGUAUUGCAACUUACUGUGUUGAAAAUGAAUUCUUGCCCAAGAAACUUAAAGAACGUGUUGCACAAUUGGAAAAAGAGAUGGUAGAGGAAAAACUAGAGUUUGAACGCACUAAGACCAAACUUGGACCUUUAACAAGAUCAAGAAAGAAAUUGUCACAACAGCACGAGAAGAAGAAAGACGUCAGUUGCAGCUCCAUUGCUACUUCUGCUGCUGUCCCUAUCAAAAUCAUAUCCCCCUCUCCAUAUACUUCCCCUGAUACUCUACAUACAAACAUCUCCAUCCUCAGUCACUGCCUCAACUGCAGCAUGUAUGACUCACACCACCCUGUCAGCAACUGAUGCCUCUGUGAUUCCCAUCACAAUUACCUUUCCCUCCUCCCCACCUCCAACCACAGUCAGCGCUACUGCCCCAACUACCAAAGAAGUGUCCUCUUCAGUUGCUGCCUCUACUGCUGCUCCUAUCACAGUCACCACCCUCUCCCCUAAGAGGGCAACACAUCCAGCUACUGCCCCUAAGAUUAAAAAACCAAAGCAUGAAACGGAGAAACAAAAGCGAAUGCUCAACAAGCGACCUGGGAGAGUUGUGUCAUCAGGGAAGCCUCUGAACUCCUCGUUUAGUGUGGCUUAUCAUCCUCAGCCAGCGGGUCAGUCUAUGUAUUAUGGUGCACCGCGGAACUCAAAAGCCGGAUAUCAUAGUUUGGCUGAUCACAGCCCUUCAAACUCGCACUUCAACCCGUACGACAAUCGAGUAAAUUCUUAUUACCAUUUGACGCCUCCGAAUUCUGGUUAUUGUAGGCCUGUGCCCUCUUGGAAGCCUUGAGAGACUGCCUUCUGGUCACUGUGAUUUGUGAAUGAUGACUUGACAAACCGAUGAGAGCCUGGCAGAGCUGAAAGCAGGUUUUAAGGAGCUUGAAACCCGAGAACCAAAGGAAUUUGAUUCGAGUUGGAAAUUGAUUGUGAAAAAAUACAUGAGUUGAUCAAUAAUCUAAUAAUAGUAAGCAGUAGGUAAUAUGAUUAUGAAUCCUCCAGUAAGAAAGAUGCGAUGAGCCAACUAUUUCAGAGCAACCCAUGAUUCCAUUCAGCAAAUAUUCAUUAGCUGUCGGACAUCACAUAUGCUAAUGGCUACUAUCCGCUAUAAUCGACUGUAUUGCUCUUUACUUUCUUUCCUUUUGUUUUGGUGGUAAGCCAUCAUGAUUGGCUAUUGCAUAUAUGUCGCAUCUUUCUUGACUGUACCAUGUCAGGUAAAAGACACAAACAUCUUGGCACCUGUCACAAUAAGAUAUUUAUUUCAUAUUA
Molecule: messenger RNA, 5640 nt
Organism: Ricinus communis (castor bean)
Lineage: Eukaryota; Viridiplantae; Streptophyta; Magnoliopsida; Malpighiales; Euphorbiaceae
Exons: 11
Coding region: 349-4683 (1444 amino acids)
Source: RefSeq, a predicted model, not a curated record